UUGCAACAAACUGUAUUAUGAACUACGGAAUAAAAUCGAUGCGGAACCAUUCUUUAGCGACUCUACUUUAACACGGACUGUUUAAAUGUUGCACGUAAAUAUCAGUAAUGAUGGCGACGCUCAUCGAUAAGCCACAUGUCACUGUUGAAGAUGAAAAUGAGGAAGACUGUGAAGAUUCUGAUGACGGUGUCAUUGAACACGAGGAGAGCGGAGCAGGGAGUGAUCAGGAGGGACCAGAUGAGGACAGUGAUGGAGAGAAGGAAGAAGAGCAGAUUGGAGAAACAGAGGAAAACACCAAUCCCAACGCAGGAUGGGCUGAAGCCAUGGCAAAAAUCCUGGGGAAGAAGACACCGGAAAGCAAACCCAGCAUCCUUCUAAAGAACAAAGAAUUGGACAAGAUCAAAGACAUGAAGAAGAAAGAGCGGCUUGAAGAAAAGAAACUGAUUGAUAAGAAGCGAGCGUGGGAGAAUAUGUGCCGGGAGAAGCCUGAUGUGGUUCGAGACAGAGACAAUGAGAGGAGUCUACAGAGAAUUGCCACCAGGGGUGUAGUGCAGUUGUUCAAUGCGGUAAAGAAACAUCAGAAGAGCGUGGAUCAGAAGAUGAAGGAUGUCGGCGGUUCAGAGAGAAAGAAAGCCAAAAUUCUGUCCUCAGUGUCUAAGAAAGACUUUAUUGAUGUUCUGCGAGGAGCAAACUCGCCUGCCAUCAAGAAAGAGAAAAAAGAGACUGCACGGAUGAAGGUGGAGAAUCCAGCCUGGAGUGUGCUGAGAGAUGAUUUCAUGAUGAGUGCGUCCAUGAAGGACUGGGAUAAAGAGACUGAUGAAGAGGCAGGAGGAGGAGACCAGGUGCCUGAUGAGGGCUGCAGCAGUGAAUCAGACUGAUCGCUUGUUUGCAUCAUCCAGCUCACACACAGACUGCACCGAGAGCUGAGACUCUAUGUGACCCAGAGAUCCCUGGGUCAUUUGGCUUACUGUGACAAUUGAGACAAUGGUUUGUGAUGUUGCUCUGAACUGGACAUUAUGAGCAGGAUCUGUAUUGAAAAAUGCUGCAACGUAAAACUGUGUCAUGUACACAUUGUGUUUUGCAUAAUAAAUUUCUGUCAUUUUUUUUAUUUUUUUUAUCAGAUGGGUUUCAUAGUGAUACAUUGUUAUGUUGCUGUUAUUAAGUAAGUGGUAUGGAGGAUUUUGAGAAUAACUGUUUCCUUCAUAAUUUUAUGAAUCAGCCAGAUAUUUCAUAAUUACAGUAUGAUGGUGAAUUACUUUCCACUAUAUGAAAUGUUUGUAGCCAUGCAUUUUUUGCCUUGAAUUGGUCAUAUAAGAUACGUUUAGCUGGUUCUCAGCUGAUUUUGCUUCAGAAGCCAGUGGCAACCUAACACAGUGCCAAAAUUGUUUAUCUUACUAAAGUAAACAAAUGACCUGAAAAUCAAAUGUAUUAAUAUUACAAUGAACUUCAGAGGCCCAACAAUAUGCAAAGUUAGUGACAUAGACUGAAUGGGAAAAUUAGCUAUUUUUGUCGGCAAAGCGCACAAAACAUUACGAGUGCGUUUACAUCCACAAUCUUACACUUAAACCGACAACUUGUAUAGGCAUGUAAACGCCUAAAAUGGUUUGUUUAUUGGGGUAAGGUCAGAUGGUUGAAGCAACAACCAAUCAGCACAGGUAGAUUUUUGCCCAUUACCCAAAUUUAUCUCUACAUGUAAUCAUCUUUAGUGGUGGUCUCAGUGAGCACGUUUACAUGCACAUAAAUACUUUAACUGGGUCAUUAUUACAGUUUGGCAUUUACAAGUAUCUCUAUGUUUCAUCAUUAAAUGAACAAAUCAUACUUGUCAAUCAAAAUGACAAAUAAUUCAGAUGUCCAUCCAGUUAAAGGCGUGUUCUGGGUUCAAUACAAGUUAAGCUCAAUCUGCAGUUUUUGUGGCAUAAUGUUGAUUACCACAAAAAUAAUUUAGGCUCAUCCCUCCUUUUCUUUUUUUCUAUCCCCUUUUCUCCCAAUUUGGAAUGCCCAAUUCCCUCUACUUUAGUAGGUCCUCGUGGUGGCACGGUUACCUCAAUCUGGGUGCCUCUGCUUUUGAGAAUGUCAAUCUGCGCAUCUUAUCACAUGACUUGUUGUGCAUGACACCACGGAGACUCACAGCAUGUGGAGGCUCAUGCUACUCUCCGCGAUCCACGCACAACUUACCACAUGCCCCGUUGAGAGCGAGAACCACUAAUCACAACCACGAGGAGGUUACCCCAUGUGACUCUACCCUCCCUAGCAACCAGGCCAAUUUGGUUGCUAAGGAGACCUGGCUAUAGUCACUCAGCACACCUUGGAUUCGAACUCGUGACUCCAGGGGUGGUAGUCAGCGUCAAUACUCACUGAGCUACCCAGGCCCCUCAUCCCUCCUUUUCUUUUAAAAAAAAGAAAGCAAAAAUUGACAUUACAGUGAGACACUUACAAUUAAAACUCUGGUAUUAUUUGAGCAGUAAAGUUGUUUAAAUCAUCUUUUUAUGGUCAUUUGAGAUUUAAGGUUUGUUGACAUUACAUCAACAUGGAAACAAAGUUGUAAAAUUGAAUAUAACUUUACACAGAAAAGGUUACUAAGAGAUUUUUACACACUAAAAUCAUGUUAACACAUUUUUUUACAUCUUGUGGCUAAACUUUUGUAAUUGAGUAUUUUAACAUUUCCGGAUUGGCCCCAUUGACUUCCAUUGUAAGUGCCUCACUGUAACCUCGAUUUUUUGCUUUUUUUUUUUUUUUUUUUUUUAAGAAAAGGAGAAACAAGUCAAAAUUAAUUUUUGUGGUAAUCAACAUUAUGCCACAAAUGCUAUCAAUUGAGCUUAACUCGUACUGAACCUGGAAUUUAUGAUUAAUUAAUAAUAGAAUUUUGCUGAAUAGCUGAAGUCCACCUCCAGUGUGUGUGAUGUCAUUUCAUAACAUGAACAGAAUAUCAUCUUGACACAACAGGCUGGACAAUACAUCAAGGGACACACCUCCACCAUCAUUGUUAAAAUGACACAUUUAUCACAAAUGAAUACAUGUUAGUGAGAUAAUGUAUUACGAAAGUAUUAAUUGUAUGAGGGGGGAAAGUAGUAAUCCAAUGAUUUAGCACUUAUUUUUGUCAAAGAUGUUUGAGGUGCAGCACUGGGGACAUGAGGAAAAUGAUCGUGCAAUAGUUGAAAAUUAAAUGUAACUUUUUAACCCAUCCUGCAACGUUCUAAGAACGUUAGUUUAUGGUUACAAAAAAAGAAACUAGACCGUUAGGAAUUGGUUCCCAGUAAAUAACCAAACGGGAACCAUCUGCUAACAGGGGAACGUUGAGUGGUUGCUGGGUUACUGGAGGUGACCUUACCCCGAUAAGGGAAAGCUGUUUAAGGCGUUUGAACUUACUCGUUGUCGGCGAAUGAAACAUAAUUGGUGUAAGAACGUGAAUGUACACACGCUCAUUGUCAUAUUGUGUGGCCACUGUAUGUAUGCUCUUUACAUGAGUUUGUCUGUCCUAGUGCUGUUAUUGAGUUGAGCACAGGGUGGCGCUGCUGUCAAAGUAGUGUAAUUAUCCACAGGUCGGUUAACAUCUGAACUAUGGAGAAGCUCGUUUUAUAAAUUGUACAUGAACUCCCAUUGCAUUUGUACCUUCCAUUAUUAUACGAGCAGGCUAUAUGGUGCAUUAGGAUGGCAAUUUCAACAAAGGUGCAGUGCAGACCGCUGCAUACCGGCGUUGGCGGGUUGCCAAGAGUUGUCACAGUUGACCUUUGACCUUUAAGGGUGCAGCUGAUUCUAGACUUUCUAUCUCUCUCAUUCGAUCACUGUGUACACACCCAGUUGAGAUAUUUACCCUGCGUCUCAGAGGGUACAACACUUCAUUUUGUUCGAGGUAAAAUGCUCAUUUAUCAGGACAACACUGUGACCUGCCACUCAGGAAUGCCCGCCCUCUCCAGGUCAUGUUGGCACACCACACUAGAACAGGUCAAGCUCGCUGUCUCCUCUAUUUCUCCCUCACUACUCAUUGUUUCACAGCUGUCCAGUGAUCAGGUGGACCAUUUACAAAGUGUUGUGCCUUUUCUCGACACUCAGUGUAAUUUGGUUUAUUCCUGUACAUCCUUAAUCUUUCUCUUUCAUACACACACGAGUCGUUUUUUGUC
Myxocyprinus asiaticus (Chinese sucker) is the source of this 4118-nucleotide messenger RNA. Its product is annotated as RRP15-like protein. Gene Ontology annotation, biological process: maturation of LSU-rRNA; maturation of 5.8S rRNA. The transcript is spliced from 5 exons. The coding region runs from base 108 to 878 and encodes 256 amino acids. NCBI's taxonomy places the organism in Eukaryota, Metazoa, Chordata, Actinopteri, Cypriniformes, Catostomidae. Gene Ontology annotation, cellular component: preribosome, large subunit precursor. The record is from RefSeq and is a predicted model, not a curated record.